This is a messenger RNA of Owenia fusiformis, 1818 nucleotides long. The record is from the annotation of a GenBank genome assembly. Lineage: Eukaryota; Metazoa; Annelida; Polychaeta; Sabellida; Oweniidae.
AUGAUAAUGAACUUAAUAGCACUUGUACUAGUGAUAGGCUCAGUGACAGGACAAGUUAUGAAGGAGAAGGUUGAAAAUGAGCUCAUUCCAUUUGAACAUUUCGUUGGAACAGAUCGGGAAGGUGAAACUAAAACACUUGCUGAACGUAUGCAGCAUUGGUUUGUACCAGGUAUCUCUGUGGCUGUGAUCAACAACUACCAGGUGGAAUGGGCGGAUGGUUAUGGAGAAGCUCAAAAUGGCGUACCAGCUACGGCUGAUACCAUUUACCAGGCGGGUACCAUAAGCAGUUUUCUAAGCGCACUCACAGCUCUUAAAUAUGUGGAAAACGGAACACUAAAUCUCGAAACUAAUAUCAAUGAUUAUUUAACUUCAAACUGGAAGAUGUCAUACAAAAAGAGAAGAGACAAUAGAGUAAAACUGAAACAUCUACUCAGUCACAGUGGGGCUGUUACUGUUGACGAAUUCGAUGGAUAUACACGAGGACAGACUCUUCCAACCUUACAACAGACGCUCUCUAAGUCAGGUCCAGCCAAUAACCCUAAAGUGGAAUUGAUAGAGGAUCUCCUCGAUGUUAUAUUCAAUGACCCCUUUACCCCUGGUACACAGGAGGAUUACUCAUCAGGAGGAUUCGCAGCCCUCCAGCAGGUACUCGAGGAUGUCACGGGACAAUCAUUCAGCACAAUUGUUCAACAAUUGGUACUUGACAAGGCUGGUAUGUCAUCUAGUAGCUUUGCCAUUAGAGACUACAAUGACAUCAAUGGUGUAGCAUUUGGCUAUCAUUGCAACAGCUCAGAAGAAAGUGUCAUUCCAGGUAACUGGAACACAUACCCAGAAUCCGCAGCGCAGGGAUUGUGGACAAAUGUAGGAGAUCUCGCAAAGUUAGUAAUCAAUGUGGCCAAAGGGAAGAGUGGUGAUCCUGGUUCUAUCCUAAAUACUCAGUCGACCAACGAUAUGCUUACCAUUCAAUUGAAAAAUGGCCAAGGAAACCCAAGAGCUACAGAAGAUGGCACGUUUGGCCUAGGGCCGGAGGUAGUAGAUGGCCGAGCCUCGAGCAAAUGGUUCUUCAAUACUGGCUAUAACGAGGGUUAUUGUAGCGAGGUAAUUGGAAAUACAGAUGGAAGAGGGUUGGUGAUGAUGUCAAAUCUCGGCUGUGAACGCAGCCACUUUCUUUUAGGAGAGUUAUUUCGCGCCGUUGCUGCAGCUUAUAGAUGGGAAGAUGCUGAAUCAGCUAAAAUUGACUUUAACACAAGGCUUCCGGCUAAGAUUCCGUUAGAGAGCCCUCAACCAUGGGAAGGACUGUAUAAAGUGGAGCCUUAUGACACCGGCAUACCCGGUGUUGGGGUGAUCCAGCCAUUCCAGAGUGUAUAUGUCUCUGCCAAUACUGUCCAGGUGGACCAAGCUGUGUGCAUUGUCUAUAUGUACCCAUGUGCUAACUUAGAUAACGUGUACUGUCCUACAAUUAGUAUAUUCCAAGAUGUAGGAGACAAACUAGGGCAGCUCACAUUUACACCAGAUGGCGCCAGUGGUUAUAAGGGAGAACUUUACUUAGGAGUGGUACCUAUAGUCGAUGUCGAAGUGAAGGUUUCACUGACCAGAAUAUCUGCCUCAACCGGAACCUUUCCCACUGAAACAACUCCUAGAACUCCAUCUGGCAAUACAAGGAACACUCCACCUGCUGGCGUUUCAACAACAAUGUCUAUAGCUGGGUCGACUACAAGUCCCUUUACUGGCAGCACAGCAUGUCGCUUCCUAUCAAACAGUUUUAUAGCAGUGCUGUGCUCAUAUCUUGCCUUUGUCUUUAUAUCUUUUAAUUGCUAA